Debaryomyces tyrocola is the source of this 156-nucleotide messenger RNA. The record is from the annotation of a GenBank genome assembly. NCBI's taxonomy places the organism in Eukaryota, Fungi, Ascomycota, Pichiomycetes, Serinales, Debaryomycetaceae.
AUGUUUGUUAAACUAGUAAAAAAAAAAAAAAAAAAAGGGGGGGGGGGCAGCAAAACAAGAAUGGGGUAUAUUACGUCAUCAUCAAAAUUACACUUUCUUGUAACUGUACAAGAGGAACAAAGUCGUUUAUGGUUGUUAGCUCUGUCGGAAGAUUGA